AUGCGCAUUCAAUCCACUUGGCUGGGCGCUCUGGCGAGUUUACCAUGUGUCCUCGCAUCAUGGCCUAUGUCUUACAGUGAGAUGGUGACCCCCUACCGUAAUGACGAGCCUAAAGUGAAAGUCGAAACACUUUAUCAGUUCCCAGAAAAUGGUUCUUGGGUUGACAACAUCGUCCUGCGAUCAAAUGGAAAUAUACUUCUCACUCGGCUAGACGUACCGGAAGUCUGGUCUGUCAACACUACGAGCGGAAACGCGACGCUGGCCCAUUCCUUUACCAACGCGACGAGCUGCUUCGGCAUCGCCGAAAUUGAAGACGACGUUUUCGCGGUAGUGGUAGGAAACUUCUCCACAACUACGUACCAGCCCACUGCAGGGUCAUUUACCGUUCAGAAAUUGGAUUUCAAUGUCGCCGCAAACGAGAGCGAGCGAGUAUCCCAGACCGCAACAGUAUCGCACAUCGUCGCACUCCCCGAGGCACAAGCUUUGAACGGAAUGGCCGCGUUCACCAAAGAUUCCCAUCUUGUUUUGAUCGCCGACAGUCCAAAGGGAGCCGUUUGGAAAGUCAACCACAAGACCGGCGACUAUGAGAUCGCCCUGAAUGACACAACAAUGAUGCCGGCAGAGGGACAGGCCUUGCCCCUGGGCAUCAAUGGAUUGAAAUUGGUUGAUGGAUACAUUUACUAUUCGAGCACCACACGAAUGCAGUUCUGUCGCGUCAAGGUGGACGAGAAUGCCAAUGCUGUCGGAGAAUUCGAGGUCAUCGCCAGUGGAUUCCUGCCAGAUAAUAUGGAUGUGGCCCCGGAUGGCACAGCCUACAUUGCUACCGACCCGCAAAACUCUGUCGUUCGUAUCACUCCUUACGGCCAGAUCUCGUUGGUUGCCGGAGGUCAGCUUUCUACGCAAAUCCCUGGUGCCACAUCCUGCCGUUUAACAAAUGACCGCAAGACUCUCUACGUGGGAACAAGCGGGGGGCAAGUGGCACCUGUCUUGGGAACGUUCAAGGAACCCGGGAAGGUGGCUAAGAUUACCAUGGUGUGA
Messenger RNA from Penicillium manginii, 1038 nucleotides. RefSeq lists its product as uncharacterized. The coding region runs from base 1 to 1038 and encodes 345 amino acids. Lineage: Eukaryota; Fungi; Ascomycota; Eurotiomycetes; Eurotiales; Aspergillaceae. The transcript has a single exon. The record is from RefSeq and is a predicted model, not a curated record.